UGAGCUGGUUUUUAUACCCUACUUUCCUUGCUCCCCCAUGAAAGGAAUCCAACCAUUUGAAAAAGCUAAAGUUUUGCAGUGUGGGUGUAAAGAAGCUUUUUGGGUUGUUGGAGUGUUGAUUUGCCUGCUGGUGGUGGCCAUGGAUAUCGUGGCCGGCCUACUCGGCAUCGAAGCCGAAAUUGCACAGAACAAGGUUAAGCAGCUGCGGCUGUGGAUAUUCGAAUGCAGAGAGCCAAGUGAGCAGGCUUUCAAGCUGGGAUUAGGGGCAGCGGGACUGCUGGGAUUGGCCCACAUAAUUGCUAAUCUGCUGGGCGGCUGCAACUGCAUUUGCUCUCAAGAAGAGAUCCAAAAGUCUCCCCCUAACAGGCAACUCUCCCUCGCAUGCCUCAUCUUCACAUGGAUAAUUCUAGCGGUGGGGAUGUCGAUGCUGGUGAUUGGGACAUUGUCGAACAACAAAUCCAGAGCAUCCUGUGGAUUCACACACCAUCACUUUCUGUCAAUCGGAGGGAUUUUGUGCUUUGUUCAUGCCUUGUUUUGUGUUGCUUAUUAUGUUUCUGCCACUGCUGAUGAGUAAUAUUGGAAGUCACAAUUUCUGCUUAGUGCUUCAAAUUCCAAAUUCCUUUUCUUUUUUUUUCUU
This is a messenger RNA of Momordica charantia (bitter melon), 637 nucleotides long. RefSeq names its product GPI inositol-deacylase C, putative (DUF1218). Lineage: Eukaryota; Viridiplantae; Streptophyta; Magnoliopsida; Cucurbitales; Cucurbitaceae. The record is from RefSeq and is a predicted model, not a curated record.